CCUCAUUCAGCGUCCAGAUAAGCCAAUAGGCUUCACCAACCAAUAUGGAAGGAGGGAGCACCUACAAAGAGCACAAAAAGUGUUCUCUUUUCCGCCAUAGAAAAGUUUUUGAGAGACUAUUCCAUCAGCUUGUUUUAAUGGGUUCUGACAUAGCUAGCCGCCUAUUGUAAUUGCGAAGAAUGUACCGUAGACCUCAGUUUGAUAGACUCAAUCCUCGUAAUGUCCUACCUAGUCGGCACACCCUCUUUAUUAGAGGGCUUCCAGGGACGACAGAUGUAACUAAAGUGAAGGACUUCUUCUGUAAUGAGACAAAUUCCAGGUGCUCGGUGGAAUUUUUUUCUACCUCAGAAGAUAAGAAGAGAUUCUCAGUUGCCAUACGGUUUAAGUCCCACGAGAUUGCCAGCGAGAUGCUUCGUCGACACAACGGUAAAACAAUGUUUGGUUACCCUGUAGAGCUAACUUGGUUCAAGGACCUCAAAAAAGCUAGAGCAAAGAGUAAUUUGCGAAAUUCACCCGAAGUUGCUUUUCCAGUGUAUGAAGAGCGGCGUCAGGUUAGACGCUUUCCUCCAAACCAACGGGGUUUCAGAGGCUUAGAAAAGAGUAUACCAUCUCCUGGAAACUAUGGUGAUGCUAGACGGAUCCGGACGGGCUCUUCCUCCUCAGGCGGUCGGGGGUAUAGAGAUAACGGUAGAGACCGUAGAAGCAUGGAUCACAGAAGUGCGGAUCGUAGGAGCUUAGACCGUAGAAGCAUGGAUCGUAGAAGUACAGAUAGAAGAAGCACGGAACGCAGCACAGACAGAAGAAGCACGGAAAGGAGAAGUGUAUCAAGAAGUCGAUCAUUCACAGGGUCAUCGUCAAGGAGCGCUAGUAAUUCAGGCAGAUCUCGGUCAAGAUCAGUAUCUCGUACAAGGCAUUCUUUGCCUUCAAAUCCGGGGGAUUCAAUGCAUGCAAGUGAAUCUGAAUUUAAUGGUCACAUCUACGACGAUCGACGUGUCUCUCGCAACCUCUCUCGCCAUUCUCAUGAUCGAAGUAGUAGCAGUAGUCAAUCUUCAGAGGAGCGAAAGCGUCAAGGUUCGUCUAAACGUCGCUCGUCAAAUAGAAAUAAUGAACAAUAUGAUCAAAGUGCCGAUGAAAACUCAUCUCCAGAUUACCAAACUCGAAGAAACCAACAAGUUUCAAGGUCACCCUCAAUGAGCGAACGAAACCUUGCUUUCUCAAAUGCUCCUGCUCCUAAUCCGGAAGAUGGGUCUUCACUGGGUUUUGAACAGAUAUCUGUUCGAGGUGGCAGUUUUUCCAGAAGAACACGCCACUCUUCAGAAAAUUCAUCUUCAGGUGCCUCGGUCGCCAGUUCCAAUGGUGCUUUUGAUUCCCCUAGAAAUCGCAGUGGACGCAAACGGAUGCAUUCUAUUUCACCACCCUAUAAUGAUGUUCGUAAUCGUACCACCAAGUCCAAGACUGAAGCCGCUUCAAAUAGUGAUGAAAAAAACCAACCUUCAGUCGAAUCUCAGAAACGUAGAAAAACAAGGAUUACCCAUUCACCAGCCAACAACAGCACAGAAUCUCUCCCUGAGCCACCCCAUACUCGAAGUAAAACUCAAAGAACCAGUCUUCAAAAAACACCAAGGGUCGAAAACUCAACAACAAUACGUCAAACAAAUGCCGAUCGUAAACAGAGACCAAGUGCUGUCAAAGCAGAUAAAAAAUCUACAACUAAAGAUUCUCCCCCAACGAUUGAAAAAAGUACGUCGAAGAAUUCUCGACGCUCGGAUACUGCACGUUCUCCACUGUCUUUAACAUCACGUGCAACCAAACGUUGGCGAACUCCAGAAGAUGAAGUCAACGAUGACCAUCUCCAUAAAAAGGAAAAAUGGCCCUCAACUAUCAAUAAAUCGGCUAAGCUAAAGAAAAAGUCUGCCAUUUCAUCGGCAAAUAAUUCUAGCGAUAAUGAUCAUUCGGAUGCUUCGAAAGUUGAUGGUAAUCAAGUGACCAUCUCAAGAAAUAACAAUAUUAAAGCAAAAGAAUCUUUGAAACCGUUAAUUAAAAAGUCCAGUUCAUCCUCAAACAGUAAGUUAUGCUAAUAUCUUAUUGUUUGCUUUCCUUACACCUGUGAUUGUAGUUCAAGGGUCGCGAUUAACUACUGAAUUUUUUACUGGAGUACAAAAUAUUCUGUUCUGUAGACAUUUGACUAUUUUGUUUUUCAUUGUAGGAUUAAUUCUUUUUGUGGGAAAUUUGAAAUUUCUCAAAAUCAGGUCUCCUUUCUGUUUACGAUAGCUUAUUAAAACACAGACUGAUAUCACUUCCUAAAAUGAGACAUUUACAACCUCACUUUAAGUCAUAAGUAUGUUGUCUCAAACAGGAAAAGUGCAACAGUUUUUUUUGUGUCCUAACAAGAUAUGCGGUCACAUACUUACAUCUUUACUUGAUUCCUUGAUUGACAGCAAGAAUUAAGUUUUUCCUGUUAAUCAAACGGAAAUUUUUUAAGUAAAUGUUUUUUUAUAAUGACCGACUACAUGAGCAGAUAGACAAUAUUUUCACGACUUGGAACAGGGUAUUUCGAUUCUGCUCGGACAAACAAUGUGUCAUCAAUUUAGCAACUAUUAACUUCUUUAAAGAUUUAGUCAAACCGCCCUGAUAACCAAAAAUCAUAGUCUAUUGUUAAUGCAUAGAAUUGUAAGAGAAUUAAACAAAAGGCUCCCACGUAGCAUUUAUUCAGUUGCUUAAUGUGUUGUUAUAAUAAGACACUAUCCACGGCGUAUAUAUACCAUAGUUUAAACACAUGAUGAUAGGACAUUUUAUGCUUUCAAAGUCAUUUAAUAUCGGUUGUGCUUAACCAAUUGGUAUAUCUAAUGAGUAUUUCAUUUUAUGAAAUACGGGCUCAAUACCUUUUUCACCUCCGAUUUUCUUUGCAAAUCAGUGUUCAUGUGAUCUGUUCUGAAAAUGUGUGAGUAUUUACCUAAUUAACUACGAAUAUAGGAACCAGCCUUUACGUGAUUAAGAUGUAGGAUGUAACUCCUAAUACGAGUCGUUCACUAAUAUCCACUCAGUUCGAUUUUAUUCCAAAUUAGACUAUAUUUUGUCAGAAAUGAUGCAAAGCAUUUAUUACUUUUGGUCUUUGUUUUUUGUUUAACUUUAAAAACAUUAGUAUUUUAAUCGUUUCACUUGAACAAUAGCAUUUAUGAGAAUCAGCAGGACAAAAUUCCAACCACUUUCAAAUUUCUGCAGUCAAAUAUAUUAAUCAGUUGGAAAUUAACAAGAAUAUAUUAAAAUCUCUGUUAUUGGUCAGUGCAUUUAACCAAAUAAAUAAACUAUAGUGGAUCCGAUACCUCAGAUAUAAUGGUUUAUGAACGGAUACUUUGGUCCUGAUGUCUGAUUAAAUAAAUUUUAUUUGUUUAUAAAUCAAGCUAGAUUCAUCUAUACUAAGAGGAAAAUCAAUGUAUAUGCAGCUUAUUAUCAGUACUUUCUUUUGUACUGCACUCAAUCGUACAUUAUAUAAAAUGCAAUAUAUAUGGGAAUUUUCAUUGAAAUAUUCAUUCGGUAGGUUUUAUAGACACAGUAGACCUUCAGAUUUUCUGUCUACUUAUGUAAGUCAACCAGUAGAAAUUCGAAAGUUAGCUAUUGUAUGUUUACACACUGCUGAUAAGUUUUGUUGAGUGUAAAAUGAUUGUAUAUUCUGCUAUUAAACGAACUAAACUCGUUUUCACGUUGCAUUGUUUAUGGUUAAGAUCUAACUAGUUGUAGUCACAAUUCGUUCCCUAUAAUAUCACAUUAAAAUUCGUCGGUGUAUAAGACAACCAAAUGGCUUACUUUGACUAAUUUCGGCAAGAUACAAACUACACUCAACAAUUUUCCUGUCGUAUAAAAAACUCUAAGCUUACCAUUCAGUGUGUAUCUACAUCAGUUUUCGUUUCGUCUCAGUCCAUUAAGCACCUGAGUAACAUGUGUGUAUACACAUGCACAAGACUUAUCAGUUCCAUAAAAGUGCUGUAUAUUAAAUAAUAAAAGAUUAAUCCAAAGAACCCUAUCCAUUAUUAGUUAACUAGAUAAAAAUGAACAUAAAUAUGCAAUAUUAUCUCCUGUCAUACCAAAUGCCGUAGUUCCGAGGCAUUUUCCCGACAAAAUUUUAACGAUCAUAGUAUGACAAUUCAAUUUUCAUGUUCUACUUUUAUUUUUGUCCUCAAGAUAAAAUGCACAUGUAAUCGGCAAAUUGUCUUUUAAGUGUCACAAAUUUCAUCAAAACCUAUGAUCGUUACACUUCAUUAAAUCUAAAAAUUUCAGUCACGGUAUGAUUUAUUGAGCUUAUUUUUACCAGGUACAGUUUCAAACUACACUUAAUGUAGGGAUUGGUUGUACUAAAUGACUACCUAGACGACGUAAAUAAGUUGGUUAAAACUUGUGUAAUAUUGAUUAGAGGUCGAAUGUUUUGACCAUCAAGUCAUGGUUCCAUUUUCGAACUAAUUUUCAUUAGUGGUAUACAUUCGAGAGGUUUGGUGUUUAAUCUUGUUUGGGUGGUCAGUCUCUUAUUUGUUAAGUAGACUUAAUCAUAACGUUCGAGAUGAAUUAGCGUUGUUUACCAGAUUAUUGACUGACUUAAUGUGCCAUGUAUUGCUUCUGAAUUCUAGGUAACAAUCAGUCAGUUACCGUCGGCUCUGCAUCAUCUUUCAAUAAUGAAGAAAAUGAGUCAGGUGAUUGUUCAGAUGAUGUAAUGAAUCUGAUUCGUGAUCGUAAAGAUGCCCUGGCAGAGGAUUAUAAACGGGAUUGCGAGGCAUUCACUACAGUCGUUCGCAUGCUAAUAAGGUAAUUUUUAUUUGUGUCCGUAAUGUAUCCUUCCUCUUACGCUUAAAUCUAAUAUAAAUCUGUGCUUUGGCAAUUUUAGCAUUACAUGGCAAUAUUCUCUGCCUACGGAUAAGGGCUGAUUUCUUACCUUCAGAGUAUGGAACAGUGAAUUGAUUUAUAAAUAAUGGAUAUUAAUAUGAAUAAUUACGUUAGAUGCCAGCCAAUAUGUCUGAGACUCGUACGGUGCCUACCUGUUAACGGGCCACAUGCUGGUUGUGUAAUUUAAAUAUACACUCAACUACGCCUACAAUUCCAGUUGGCGUUUGCUCUUUUGUAGAAUGUUUUGAUUGGUCAGACAAUUGUUGAUUGGGUGCUUACUUUCAUCCUCGUUCGUGUUUUAUCGAACCUGGCAAUAAUGUAUAUUUUACCUCGAUUGGCUGAUGAUUUUCACAUUAUUCGUGUUGCUCGUUCUGAUGCUGCAAUUAUUGAAUUGUCGCCAUCCAUUGUCUACUUUAUGCAUUAAUCAUUUUAUUCUAAUGUCAAUGUGUAAAACUACUGUUUUCUACAAAAGUAAGUGGCUAGAUUCUUUUUUUAUUUUUCCUUACAUUGCGCAGUAGCUGUCUCUCCCUACGCCUGUAUAUCGCUAAUUAACAUGAGGCUAUACUUGUUACACUUGGUAAAUGAGAAGUUUCUGCACCAAUUGCUGGGUCUGUUUUAAUGAAGUCCUAUGAGGUUGAAUUCCAGUGCUCAAUCACCCUUUGCAAAGACGAUUCACUCAUAUUUUUAAAACCCGUAAAGAAAGUCUGACAAUAAUCCGAAUUCUUGGCGAAUGCAAUUCGUAUUUUGAUUAUCAAAAACUGUUGAAUCUACCUAUGGUGUUUUAUGUUAGGCUCAUCAAAGUUACUAACACCUACCACCCCUGUGAUAUAUGUGACCUACUAUGAACGGAUAUAUAUCUUACCAGUAUUGUCUGUCAUAUACUCAACUAAGUUAUGUCGAACAAUGUUAAGUUCGAUAUUUGGUGCACACAUUUGUUUACAUCUGGACAAAGUACGAGUACAUUGUUCAACACUGUUCUGCAUGAGCUUACUGAUGUGAGUCAUGGACUGUAAACCUAAAGAACGUGCUUGAAAUAAUUUGAUCAGUGUGGUCAGCAUUGGUAACCUGUGAUGGGAUUGAUGAGCAAUCUUGAUUUUUAGGUGUAGAGUACUCUAUGCAAGUGAUCAAACGACCAAUAACUUUGUGGAUGUUAGGUUUUAUAUGUGGUCACAUUUGGUCAACCGUCUCCCACCUUGUUGCGCCAUGCUGACGUCAGAGUAAAAGUGGGUUAGGAAAGAGGAACCAAGAAAUUAUGUGGAGCUACUAGCUACUAAUCCAAACUAUGUAAGGAAAUUCAGACUUCGUGAUUGGUUGCAGUUACCCACUUACUUUUAUUUUCUAUCCCCAUUUAAAACUUAGUCGUAUUAUUGCAACACAAGUCCUCUAAUUCUUUGGACUUUCACUUUUCUCAAUUUCUUCCAAUUCUUUGCUUUCCCUCUUGUUGAUUUCCUCUAAUGAUAUAUGACGAGACAAGAUGUGAUCUGCAACAUCUUUAACCAAUGCCUGUCUCAGAUCCUAUGUUCUUUCUGCUUGUCUACUUGUGUAUUUCAUAUUUUAGGAUAACAUUAACUUAUAUUGUAUGUGGAAAACUACAUGGCUGAAUAUCUCUUAGUGUUCAGUAUUUGAACUCUAAUAGUCUUAAUCAUCCUGUUUGUCGAGUUCCCAUCAUUUUUAUCAUUUGAAUUUCUCGUUGUUCCAGUGACGACAUUCAUACAAUGGCCAUAUAUUUUCUCAUCCAACCUGAUAUACGACCCUUUGCAAGUUCAAUAACUUGUUUGUUUUAACGAAUUCAGAAUUUUUCCUUUUCUAGUGACCUGUUAUAAUGGUAAGAUUGUUAGAUAAAUAAAUGUUUAAAAUUUUUUUUACUAGAAAACUGACUUUACUUUACAUAUGGAUUAUUUCUCCCAUCUGAAAAGGUGUUAAUCUUUACUAUCUAUAUUUCAGCAAAGAUCAAGAUCUCGAAAGCCGUCUUAUGCCGAUGCUCAAAGAAAUCUUACAUGAAAGAGGCCAACGAUGCAUAGAGGAUUUGCGGACAUUUAUUUCAGAUCAUCAAGUCAAUGAAUCAAACAUAAAUGAAUUUAAAGAGAAAAAUCAUAUUGACUAGUUUUAAAACGACUUCUUUAAAGCUUGUGUAUAAUAAUUUCUCUUGUUUAUUCUCUUACGGCAUUUAGCUAAGUUUACAUUUCUCUGUAUGAAGAUCGUUGUUCCGUAGACAUUUAAGUUUGUGUAACUGACUGUUUCAUUGAUUAUAUUCUUCCAAAAAAUACACAUGAUUUUCCGAUAAGCAGUAACAAUAUAGCUGUUUUUCUUGAAAUAAAAUACACGCAUCG
Messenger RNA from Schistosoma curassoni, 7202 nucleotides. NCBI's taxonomy places the organism in Eukaryota, Metazoa, Platyhelminthes, Trematoda, Strigeidida, Schistosomatidae. The record is from the annotation of a GenBank genome assembly.